This is a messenger RNA of Tricharina praecox, 2263 nucleotides long. Its product is annotated as rab-GTPase-TBC domain-containing protein. Gene Ontology annotation, molecular function: GTPase activator activity. Bases 62 to 2092 code for a protein of 676 amino acids. Gene Ontology annotation, biological process: activation of GTPase activity. The record is from RefSeq and is a predicted model, not a curated record. NCBI's taxonomy places the organism in Eukaryota, Fungi, Ascomycota, Pezizomycetes, Pezizales, Pyronemataceae. The transcript is spliced from 6 exons.
CCGUGGUCUCGCCAGCUCCAUUAGCGAAUGUGGGGUGGUUACCUAACAUCUCUCGACUGCGAUGCGCUCCAAAUCCGACGCAAGCAAACGAUGGAACACCAUCCUCACCAAGUACUCCUCCGCGGCCUCGCUGAAGGAUGGCACCGCCCAGCGAGACGGCGAUAGUCCCUGUGAAGCUGGGUUACGGUCGAUUUGCUGGAGGAUAUUCCUACUGUACCCGGACCUCGCCCCCGAAACCUGGAUUACCACGCUCCGCUCCGAACGCAAGGCGUACGCCGAGCUACAUUCCCACCACUUGCGGAACUUCGAAGACGAGUCACUCUUUGAAGUGCCGGAUGUAGAUCCUCUAGCCGAAGACGAGUCGAACCCGUACGAGAUGUACAGGCGGGAUGAAGAGUUGCGGCAAGAGAUCCUGCAGGACGUGGAGCGGUGCAUGCCCGAGAACACUUUCUUCCGGGAACCUCACGUGCAGAACUCGCUGCUCGAGAUCCUGUUUAUCUACUGCAAGCUUAACCAGGACGUGAGCUAUCGGCAGGGCUUCCACGAGCUCGCCGCCGUCAUGUAUUGGGUUGUGGCGUGCGAUGCGAUCACGCCCAGUGAUGAGGAGGUGGUGGUGGAGGAGGGGGACGAAAUCAUGCUGGAGGCGCUCGAUGCCAGGUUUAUCGACCACGAUGCGUUUUCGCUCUUUCAGUGCGUGAUGCGCGCUGCGAAACAGUGGUAUGAGCUCGGUGAGGGCGAGCCCGGCAGGAGGGGCGGGUCUAUCGUUAAUUCGCCCAUCGUCAUGAAGAGUAAACAUAUUCAUGAGACGCUACUAAUGACCGCGGAUCCGGAGUUGGCGGAGCGUCUGAAGGAGUUGGAUGUGCUGCCGCAGGUGUUUUUGAUUCGUUGGAUCAGGUUGCUGUUCGGAAGGGAGUUCCCGUUCGAGGAGCUGCUCACAGUGUGGGACGUUAUCUUUGCAGAAGAUCCAGAUCUUCAUCUCGUCGAUUUGAUCUGUGUCUCGAUGCUCCUUCGGAUUCGGUGGAAACUUGUGAAGGCGGACUAUUCCACUGCGCUGACGCUCCUCCUACGUUAUCCAUCCCCGUCGGCACCGUACGGGCCUGUCUCUUUUGUCGAAGACGCAAAGUAUCUCCGCGACAAUCUCUCCACAGGCGGCGGGAAAUAUAUCAUUACGAAGUACUCCAAGCGGGCACCCGAAGCCCGGCAGCCACGGCCAUCUACGCAAAAGCCUCCCACACGCCGGACAUUGAGCCCCUCCAACCUCCCACUCUUCCAAACCGCACAAAUUGAGAGCAUUGUUCAAGAUGUCGCGAAGAACGUCCUGGAUCGCAGCGAGAAAUGGGGGGUCAACCGCGCUGUUCGCGAGGCGGUCGUAGAGGUCAAGAAGAACGUUCAGGGAUAUCAACCUAAGCCUCUGCCGAAUACGAAGGAGGAGGAGCUGGAGCGGCGCAACCGGGAACUUACCAGCCGACUGCAGAAGGAGGAGGAGCGGAGAAGGCAGCUCGCACGUAUUUUGGACACCAGUUUAGGCGUGCUACAGACCGAAAGUAUCGGCCAGAAGGAGAGCGACGAUGCCUUCCGGCGGAUCACACAUGUCAAGGAGUGUUUACUCGACGACUCCCGACCACUAGACAAAGACCUUCUUGUUUCACCGUCCACUCCCACGGCCACCUCCCCCGUCGCGGCCAAAACCCGGCGGCCCUCCGCCUCCACCAAACCCACCACUUCCACCACUUCCACCACCACCGCCACCACCACCACAUCCUCGCCGCGUCCCCGGCGCUCCCCCACCUCCCCACCGGGCUCCUUCGUCAAGACCUCGUUCAAAAACAACUCGGACCCGGACUUCAUCUCUCUCGCGCAGCGGCCGCGGGUGACGCUGGCGCAGAGCAGCUUUGCGUGGAUGCUUGGCGACGAGCCGAUCUCGAAGCAUCGUAGCGGCUUUGUGGCCGCGCAGGGCGGAAAGAGUGCGCCUGUCGUAGAGAAGCAGAUGGAGCCGAAGAAGGGGAAGCUGAAGGCUGCGGAAGAUGGGCUCGGGCUGCAGAAUGAACAGGGCGAUACAGCAUUCGAUUUAAGGGAUUUUAGGAAGGGCUAAGGCAGUUGGGGGUAAUCGGGACUCGGGAGGUUGGUGUGGGAGGUCUGGAGGUCUUUCGUUAUACCCGCAUGCAACGCUCUUUUUCUUCUUUUUCUGCUUCUUGCGCUCCUGUCGUUAAAUUGGCGCGGUUGUGAAUUGUAGACAAAUGAAUUAAACCAUAGUUACUCUAGC